UCGUUACGCUUGAGUAACGCUUUUCAUAAUCAGAUGCAUCCGGCGGGUGCAUAAAAAUCGUCAAAAUAAGUUCGAAUGGAAACCCAAAAUAUAGAUCGAUCAUCACCGGAAGUAAUAUAAUCCACCAUAAUCUCGAGCCCUAAAAGAACACCAAUGGCAUCAAGCUUGCUUCAGAACCGACCGCAGUACGAGCAGUUGUGCAAGGAUUACCUGAACUUGAAAAUAAUGGCCGGGAAUUGUAGUGCACGCGAACCGGAAGUGAUACAAAAAUUCAAAAAUUAUCUGAAAAGUGAAGUAAAUUCCGUUAGAAAACUAGAACGUGCUCUUGGUUUGGAGGAUGUACUCUGCUUGUUAGAAAGAAGAAAUCUGUUGAGUAUGCUAAAAAUAAGACUAUUGAUACAGUUAGAAGGAUGCUUAGAGGACAUAGAUUAUUCUAAACUUUUGGGAAAAUAUCGAAUAUCAUUGGAGGAAAACUUUACCAUCCUGAGACGCUUCUACCUUGAAGAUCUUCGUCAUCGGGAUCGUCGGACACUUCUGGAGAAGGAAAUAGAACAAGCAAAGCUGGACAACCCUAGCCAAGCAGAACCGCUGUCGUAUGAAACGCCGAAGGUAACAAAUGAUCCGAGACCACCCAGCAGUCACGACGCAGGCGAUAGAUUUAGUCAGCAUCGUCAGGCAAUCUUCACUUUACUUAGCAAGGAGAUAGGUCGCAAGUGGCAUACGUUUGGGCGGCUAAUGCAGCUGAGCGAUAGUAGUCUGGAGGAAAUCGAAUUCCGACAUCCAAGGAACGUUAAGGCCAUUGUUGGCGAUAUUUUGGAAUCGGCCGAAAGGGAACAGAGCGAGAACGGUCAGAACAAUUUUGUGGGUGUUCUGUUGGAAGCUUUGGUCGAAUUUAGACGAAAAGAUUUAAAGAACAAAAUCGAAAAACUAGGAAAUCUACUAGCGGACAGUGACUAA
Messenger RNA from Aedes albopictus (Asian tiger mosquito), 957 nucleotides. Its product is annotated as fas-associated death domain protein-like. Bases 154 to 957 code for a protein of 267 amino acids. NCBI's taxonomy places the organism in Eukaryota, Metazoa, Arthropoda, Insecta, Diptera, Culicidae. The record is from RefSeq and is a predicted model, not a curated record. Gene Ontology annotation, biological process: signal transduction. The transcript has 3 exons. Gene Ontology annotation, molecular function: protein binding.